Molecule: messenger RNA, 522 nt
Organism: Blastocystis hominis
Lineage: Eukaryota; Bigyra; Opalinata; Blastocystidae
Exons: 1
Coding region: 1-471 (156 amino acids)
Source: RefSeq, a predicted model, not a curated record
AUGGAUUCUGAGACCAAGAACGAGCAAAAAGAUAGUUGUCAAUGCUGCGAUGAGUGCAAGUGCGAGAACAAGGAAACUUGUCAAUGUACUUCCCAAAAGAAGGAAGAUACUGAGUGCAAGCCUGAAGAAAAGAACACCGAUAAAUGUUCUUCUGAAAAGAAGGAGGAUAGUGAAUUGAAGUGCGAGGACAAGGAGACUUCCCAAGACACUUCUGAAAAGAAAGAGGAUGCUGAGGGCAAGUCUGAAGAAAAGGAGGCCGACAAAAGCUCUUCUGAAAAGAAGGAGGAUAGUGAAUGUAAGUGCGAGAACAAGGAAACUUGUCAAUGCACUUCUGAAAAGAAGGAGACCUGUAAGUGCAAUUGCGAAAAGGCAAAGGUUCAUGGUUGCUGCUGCAAAUGCAAAUGCAAAUGUAAGGAACACAAUACAUCAAAAACCGAGAAGAAGGAAACUGAACCUAAAAAGGAUAUGUGAUCUGGGCGCUAUUUAGAAAAUAGAGAAUACACAAAUUAUUCCUUUCUUUCU